Molecule: messenger RNA, 315 nt
Organism: Strongylus vulgaris
Lineage: Eukaryota; Metazoa; Nematoda; Chromadorea; Rhabditida; Strongylidae
Source: the annotation of a GenBank genome assembly
AUGGGAAAAUACAACGAUUACUUCCUUGUGGUUGAUAAUAUGCAGAUCUGUAGAACAUGUAAUUGGGCGGUACCAAAACUAAAAGACUGCAUAACUGCAUCAAUUCGGCAUCAUCUUCGAAGGAGACAUCCAGAGCUUUAUGCCCAGUUCAAGGACAAAGACGAACGAAUCAAAACUGAAAAAAGGAUAGCGGCCGAGCGAGCUAUAGCAAUCGAUCAAAGUCUACAGCGAACCUGCAAAUCUGAGCCGGAAUGUAGUCCUGGAUCAUCGUCACAAUCUCAACAAUCACAACCAUAUCACAAUGUUUGCAAUUAA